CAUAGAAUAGGAAUUUCCAUCUUGUACAAAUCAUUUCCAAGACUGAAAGAAGUGAGAUAUAUAAAGCUGGAAAUGUGUGUGUAUUAUAUCAGUUGGUAUCUUUCAAGAGUUUAAAGGGAUUGUCCAUCUGUUUGUAGAAACUUUUAAAUAUCCUGGAAUAUGGUGGAAGCAGUACUAAUAGAUCUGUUCAACCUCCCGGAGAACUUGCAGAACAACAUCCAAGGAUUACUAUGCAACACACUGGAAACUAUUGAGAAAUGCUCUUCCAUCCAUGCUCCAUUUGUUUAUGUCAUGUGUUGCCAGAGGCAGGGGAGUGAAAGGAAAGGUGAACAAGAGUUCUUGCUUCCAGCUCUGGGAGGUUUUCAGAGUCUGAAGAGAAAACUGGAGGUGGUAUGUGCUCUGACUACAGCUGCUGCUUUGUACACCAUCAAACAGAGACUGGAUGAAAAAGACCUAAGCAUCAUUAAAGUUAUUCUCCCUACCUUAAGAAAAGACUUAAUGAAAGCAUAUAUAGACCAUCUCUUUACAGCAGUCUACCAGUUUGAAUAUGAGGAUUUACAGGUGGCAUCUGACUCUGAAAACCUACCUGAACCUCAGGGUGAAGGGCAAACACUUCCUUCACAGGACAUGGCACUCAUUCAAAGUGAGAUUCAGAGGCACUUGGAAAGCCUGCCAAGCCUGAAAGGGGAGCUCACCAUCCUCAGAUCCUCCCUGAUUCCAGAUGAUAUCUUCCUGCAUGGCUUCACCACAAGGACAGGUGGGAUCUCAUAUAUACCAACUCUAAGCUCCUGCAAUCUCUUCAGCAGUUCCAAGCGGAGAGACCCACAAGUUGUUGUUAAAGAAAAUCUCCGUCGGCUAGCUAAUGCUGCAGGAUUUAACCCAGAGGCUUUUCACAGAGUUAAGGUUAAUCACGCUAAUGCUGUGUGUAUUAUGGGAAAGACAGAGCCUGACAGCUAUGAUGGAAUAGUUACGAAUCAGAAAGGUGUUACGUUAGCAGCUCCAGGUGCUGAUUGCAUACCCGUUCUAUUUGCUGAUCCUGUCAGAAAAGCCUGUGGUGCUGCUCAUUCUGGAUGGAAAGGCACGUUGUUAGGAGUGUCUAUGGCCACAGUAAAUGCUAUGGUAUCUGAAUAUGGCUGUAACGUGAAAGAUAUCCUUGUGGUGCUGGGCCCAUCUGUAGGACCUUGCUGCUAUAAACUUCCUCAUGAAUCAGCAGAAGAAUUUCACAGAAUUGAUCCGAAGUGUGUGAGACUAUUUGACUCUGCAAAUCCUUAUGUUGAUAUUAGAAGAGCAACACGGAUUCUUCUUGAGAGAGGAGGGGUUCUUCCCGAAAACAUCCAAGAUGAUUCUAUCACAGACCAGAACCAAAAUGUCACUUUCUGUACUACAUGCCACCCUGAUAAAUUUUAUUCUCACGUUCGUGAUGGCGCCAACUUUGGAACACAGAUUGGCUUCAUAUCAAUCAAAGACUAAGACAGUGUCUCUUACUCUGGAAUAGUAUUAAGAGAAUAAGUGUGCCACAUUGUCUGGCAUUCUGCUCUCCUCAUAGAAGUUCUUCCUCCUUCCUUUCAAUGCCUUGCAAUAAGGAAUUCAUGGGUCUUGAGAUUCUCGUGCUUCUUCCCUUCCCUGCCACUCUGAGGCAAGAAUAAAUAUCUAGGGUGUGUGACAACAAUUCUUGUGUGAGACAGGGUGCAAAGGAAACAAGGACAAGCCACACAACUGGCAAAGCCCUUCUGCAAGACCAGAUGCAAGCUCCACAUUUAUGGAUCCUCCUUGACGAAGUAUUUUGCAGAAACUUCACUAUUUUAAGGUGGUGAAAGCACAAAAAACUCCAGUCUUCACUAAAUUCUGGGUGAUACUGUUGAAUGAAGUUAAGUAUGACCUGAGUAAUAGAGGAAGAGAAGCCUGUAUGGCAUCUUAACUGUUUGAGAACACUCAACUUGGGUAGUUUCAGCUGAAGCCUUACAGAAUUUUGUGCAUAGGACUGAUUUUCUACUUUGGAUUACUUUAAAGAAGAGCUCCAAAACACUUAAAAGACUUUUCCUAUGGAAAAUAACUUGAAAGUGAGAAGCAAGCAAACUGCUUUUGGGGCAGACAUUGAAAAUAUAUGAACAUUCACUAUUCUGUACUUUUUGAUUGUAAUAAAAAUAGGGCUAAGACUCUUAA
Messenger RNA from Myiozetetes cayanensis, 2163 nucleotides. RefSeq names its product laccase domain containing 1 (gene LACC1). Bases 160 to 1470 code for a protein of 436 amino acids. The record is from RefSeq and is a predicted model, not a curated record. The transcript has 6 exons. Gene Ontology annotation, molecular function: copper ion binding. NCBI's taxonomy places the organism in Eukaryota, Metazoa, Chordata, Aves, Passeriformes, Tyrannidae.